This is a messenger RNA of Acromyrmex echinatior (Panamanian leafcutter ant), 2473 nucleotides long. It is a transcript of the gene Hr96, whose product is annotated as Nuclear hormone receptor HR96. Lineage: Eukaryota; Metazoa; Arthropoda; Insecta; Hymenoptera; Formicidae. The record is from RefSeq and is a predicted model, not a curated record. Gene Ontology annotation, molecular function: nuclear receptor activity; RNA polymerase II cis-regulatory region sequence-specific DNA binding; zinc ion binding. Gene Ontology annotation, biological process: positive regulation of transcription by RNA polymerase II; negative regulation of transcription by RNA polymerase II; cell differentiation.
UCCAAGAGCAAUGGAUGAUGAACAGCCGGCGAGGGAAGCCAACAAGAUCUGUGGAGUCUGUGGUGACCGGGCACUUGGUUACAACUUCAGCGCUGUCUCUUGUGAGAGCUGCAAGGCUUUCUUCAGGAGAAAUGCAUUGAAAAACAAGGACUUUAAAUGCCCCUUCACGGAAAACUGUAACAUUACAACUAUAACCAGACGAUUUUGUCAAAAAUGUCGUUUGGACAAAUGUUUCAAUAUUGGCAUGCGCAAGGAUUAUAUUAUGUCUGAGGAGGACAAGGUUUUGAAACGUAAGAAGAUCGAAAAGAACCGCGCAAAGAAACGAUCUCAGCUUGACAGUGGCAAAACAUCGAAAACCAAAAAGGACUGCGUGGACGACUGUACGUUUGAAGACACGUCAAUGUCGGUCAAUUCGGUCGCGUCGACAAUAUCGGAAACAUACUUUUGGGAGUCCGAUAGAAAAUAUACAGACCUAGAUAGCAAUAGGCAAAACGUCGUUGAAAGUAUGAGUCCAGUGACAGCAGCGAGCGUGCCAAGUCCUUCAAGUCCACCAGAGAAUAUGAAUAUCGCCGAAACAAAGACUUUAGAUAUGAUGAAGGAAUCCGUUCACGGUUUGAAGACUAAUCUUGCAAGCCGCACGAGAUUCGCCGAUCUCAAUGUAGCGCCUCAGAGUGUAGGGACGGACAAAAACUCUUCUCUAAAUUCAGGGAAAUACGAGCAAAAUUCGUUGCAAUUCAAUUCCGAGUUCGCAGAUGUUAACCGCGAAUCAUCAAACUCUGCGUACAGCUCUGCGUUCGAAGAAAACGUGCCAAAUUAUUCCAAAUUUGAGCAAACUCGCGAACAGAAUUCUUACGUAGAUCGCACUUUGCAAGGCGAGACAAGUCAGUCUGAUCUGGAUUCGUCGCAACUUACGAAAGAGGAGACAUCAAUAUGUCAAAAGCCGAAGGAAACGUGUUCAAGCGGGAGUAAUUUGGUCGCAAAGUUUAAGCAGAAUCCCAGCCUACUAACAAAGUUUGUCAGUAAUCCAAAUUUAGUAGCGAAAAUAUUUCAAGAUCGGAGAAUAAUAAUGAAGAUUAUGACGGAUCCUGACAUGAUUACGUGCUUGGCAACGGAUCCACAUAUCACGCAAUUCUUGGAGGAGAACAACGCGAUCGAUACGAUGAUCAUUGGACGUGAUGUCAAAACAAAAGUUCAAUCCAAAGAAGCUCCGGAAAAUAAUAGCGAUUCGGAUGAUUCUAGAUAUACGCCAAAAUCUAAAGGGAGUCACGUGGAAAAUCCAAUUCUGACGGACUUGAUUACGAACCGUAACUCGGAAGAUUGCAAAGAUCAAAAUUUAAAAUCUAAUGCAAAUGCAGACUGGAAUAAAAAUACAGCUGACGUUACCAGAGAUAUUCUUCAGGACGUUCAAAGAAUAGCAAUUGCUGCCAAUUCUAUAGAGUCUAUCUUAUGUGAAGCAAUCAAAUUAGAAUACUCAGCAUUUUCCAAUUUCGGUGGUAACCAAAGUAGCAGGGAAUUGAAUGAUGCCGAAAGAGCGAAAUUAAAUGAGCUGAUAGUUGCUAACAAAGCAUUAUUAGCUCCGUUAGACGAUGAUAUAACGAAUUUGGUUGACGAGGACUGUAAAUUCAAAAGUAAUUUUGGACAAUCUGAUCCAAUGUUGUUAGACGUUAUAAAUUUAACGGCUAUAGCAAUUAGACGCUUGAUAAAGAUGUCUAAGAAGAUAAACGCCUUUAAGAAUAUGUGUCAAGAGGAUCAGUUGGCUCUGUUAAAAGGUGGCUGCACGGAAAUGAUGAUCUUAAGAUCGGCCAUUAAUUACGAUCCGGAUAAAGACAUGUGGAAGAUACCCCAUAGUCAAGAGAGCAUGUCAAGUAUCAAAGUUGACGUUCUGAAAGAAGCGAAAGGAAAUUUAUAUGCGGAGCACGCAAGAUUCGUCAGAACAUUUGACCCUCGGUGGCGAGAUGAAAACAUCAUUUUGAUUUUAAGCGCAAUUGCUUUGUUUACUCCUGAUAGACCGAGAGUUGUACAUGGUGAUGUUAUUAAAUUGGAGCAGAAUUCGUACUAUUAUCUCCUUAGACGGUAUCUCGAGAGUGUUUAUCCUGGUUGCGAAGCUAAGUCCACAUUCCUCAAGUUAAUACAGAAGAUUUCUGAACUCCAUAAACUGAAUGAUGAGGUCGUGGGAGUUUACUUGAAUGUCAAUCCAUCCAGCGUAGAGCCGCUGCUUAUAGAAAUAUUCGAUUUAAAGCACUGAUUAUUAGUUUGUAAAGUCAUGAGUUUCUACUUUAUGUGUAUAAUGGGAAAAUUUAAUUAGUGCAUUCAAAUAUAGCAUUUGUUGCGCAUGUUUCUAGGAUUAUUCAUAAACGACGAAAAUACGCGAUAGCUAUAUCGCCGAUCUGGAUAUUUUUUAUGAAAAUGUGAUUAUUGUAAGUAAAAUUUCAACUGCAUUGCCUCCUGUAUAAAUAGUAUCAAUAUGUUUAAA